Molecule: messenger RNA, 465 nt
Organism: Macrosiphum euphorbiae (potato aphid)
Lineage: Eukaryota; Metazoa; Arthropoda; Insecta; Hemiptera; Aphididae
Source: the annotation of a GenBank genome assembly
AUGGAUUUUAAAAUAAUAAAUACUACUAAAAAUCGGGAAUGUUUAAUUUUUUGUAACUCUAAAUUUCACUUUACUAGAAAUUUGGCUACGGAAAAUAUAAGUUGGCGUUGCGUUAAAAAAAAUUAUAGUGCGUAUGUAAAAACGAAUUAUUCAAAAUCAACAAAAUCAACACUAAUCGAUAUCAAAGACAGCCAUGAACAUGAACCAAAUACUAUUGAAGAUUUAAACUUGCUGGAAGUUAGAGGUAAGUGCAAAAGAAAAGAAUGCAAGGAUUUAAAUCUACAGCCAAAUAAUAUAAUACGUACGGAUCUAUCUUCAUGUAGUACAUCCAAAUUCGAUGAUAUUAACAGUAUUAGAAAAUCUAUAUACCGUGAACUACGAAAAGUGCUGCCUCCCAAUCCUAAAUCAUUUAAUGAGGCAAUAGCACAAAUUUCCGAUUUACCGGUCUUAACAAAUAAAAACUAA